UUUCUCUUCUUGUCGUUACAGGCCUAUGAAAAUCGUACAUUUUUCAAAAUGUCAGAAUCGCUACUUCGUUGGAGUGUGGAUCAGCUUAACAGUAAUUUUGGCUUGGAGGCCAGCGACGACAUAGUCCAGUACAUCCUGUCCAUUGAGACCGCGGAGGAGAUCGCCGAGUACGUGGGGGACCUGCUGCAGGGAACAGACGGUAGGAAGAAGGAGUUCAUAGAUGAGUUACUGCGGAGGUGGCGCCAGUUACAGGGAAAUGCGGCUGAUGGUGGAGGAUUCCUGCACAAGAAGAAGGUGCACGAUGAGCCUUCAGGUAUGGCCAAAGACUCACUGAAGAAGUCGAAGAGAAAAGGAAGAAACAAGCAGGAGGUGGUGAUGGUCACCGAGCAGCAGCCUGAGCCAGAGGAGGUGAAAACGCCCAUCGACCUGAUGAAGGCAAAGCAGGCACAGGAGAGCGGCAGCCUUUCCCAAGGGAGGAAGAAGACAAAGUUUGUGAACCUAUACGCCAAGGAGGGUGAAGAUGGGCUUGCCAUCCUGCUGCCUGGCCGGCAUCCCUGCGAGUGUCUGGCCCAGAAGCACCGACUGAUCAACAACUGCCUGAGCUGUGGGCGCAUUGUGUGCCAGCAGGAAGGCUCGGGCCCCUGCCUCUUCUGUGGCAGCUUGGUCUGCACCAAAGAGGAGCAGGAGGUUCUGCAGAGGGACUCGAACAAAAGCCAGAAGCUGCUGCGGAAACUCAUGGGCGAUCGCGGGCUGAUGGCCGAUGGGACAGAGAGGGAUUGUCUGUCCUCACAGGAAGCCAAGAUGAAGGCCGGGCUGGAGAAGGCUAUCCAGCACAAGGAGAAGCUGCUGGAGUUUGACAGGCACAGCGUGCGACGGACCCAGGUUCUCGACGACGAGGCCGACUACUUUUCCACGGACUCCAACCAGUGGCUGUCCCCGGGGGAGCGGGAGGCACUACGGAAGCGCGAGGAGGAGCUCCAGCAGCUCCGUCACGCCACCCGCAGAGACAGGAAGAUCACGCUGGACUUUGCUGGUCGCCAGGUGCUAGAGGAGGGGGAUGACCUUGGGCACUACUACACCAAGUUCGAUGAGGCCGUUCAGGCUAUAAAAAGCGGUGGUCUGACUCAGACCUCCAGGCAGGAACAGACCCAGCAUCCCCUGCGAGAUCUGGUGAACCCCAACAUCACGCAGACGCCUCCCGUGUGGGUGGAGGUGGGGGCUCGUGAGGCCCACAGGAAGCCAAUCGGAGAGGGUCAGGCCAAGGAGGAGUCACGAGCCAUGCUGAGGCUGCAGGACCCCGAGCUGAAGGAGAUGGCGGAUGAUGGUUGGUGCCUCUCCAUGCACCAGCCGUGGGCCUCGCUGCUCGCGAAGGGCAUCAAGAGGGUGGAGGGCCGGACGUGGUACACCCCCCACCGUGGGCGUCUUUGGAUUGCGGCGGCCGCCAAGAAACCGACCCCCCAGGAAAUCUCCCAGGUGGAGGCCCAGUACCGUCAGUUGUACGGAGCAGAUGUCCCGUUCCCCCAGGACUACCCCACCGGCUGCCUGCUAGGCUGUGUCAGCCUAGUGGACUGCCUGGCACAGGAGCAGUACAGAGAACAGUUCCCUGACACCUGUGAGGAGUCGGCAUCACCGUUCGUCUUCAUCUGCACCAGCCCCCAGGAGCUGCUGGUCAAAUUUCCCAUGAAAGGGAGGCACAAGAUCUGUGAGUCCCAACCACUCACUCACACAUACACGCACGCACACGUGGUUUUAAAAAGCAACGCUGUCUGCUCCAGUUUAAGCCGGUCAUGUCUGUGUGGUUAAAUCUAUCACCAGACAGGCAGAAACCAGUUAACUAGUGUCUCAUUUCCACCGAUGUGUUGCCAGUGCUGGGCUGGUUCUCACUUGGUGCCUUUUGAGAACCUGUUAUAGAAUUAUGGAUUUUCCUCAGCCUGCUGCUGAAUAUUGUAAUGAGUGUUUUACUGUCCAUCUCAAUCCAUGCUGACCCUCCCUGACCUUGAAGGGUCACUGGCAGUGUCACAGUGUGGCCCAGUGUUGCAGAGACAGGGUCAGCCUGCUCCAGCACAGUAAAGCAGCCCCACAUUCUGUCUUUUCUGAUGCCUCAAACGGGAACUAGGGAACGCCGAAUUGCUGAGCCCCCUACCCCACCUUGACCCCAUGGUCUCUGCGGUCAGAGCGUUUGUCAGCAGCUCUCCAGCAGAUGGCAGAGCUGGAACGUGAGGGGCAGGCGAUCGCCCUCGGUCACGGAUGGCUCAGCGGGUUGGGGCACUGUGCCUGUGAUCGGAAAGUUGGCACCAAAUCCCAGGGUCAGCAGUGAUUUCACUAUUGGACCCUUGAGCCCAAUUGCUCCAGGGUUUGUCUGACUCUGCUUUGUGAAAUGUGUGUCAUUUUGGAUUAAAGUGUCUUAAGUAACUAAAAAUAUAAAAUGUAAAAGAAAGUGCCAUGUUUCAGCAGCAGCUAAGCCUGUGUGUGUGUGUG
Molecule: messenger RNA, 2478 nt
Organism: Paramormyrops kingsleyae
Lineage: Eukaryota; Metazoa; Chordata; Actinopteri; Osteoglossiformes; Mormyridae
Source: RefSeq, a predicted model, not a curated record